CGUCCCACGAAGCGCCACCGGCUUUCUAACGGAAAACAUACGUUUCGUAUUUGUUACGACACGAGAUCGAAGUGGACGGCCGUUUUGUUUUCCAUUUUCGAUAAAGCAUACGAUUUAACAAUAUAAUAUGGCCAAUCCAAAUCUAACGGAUAUGACGGAGGAAGAUGCGGCGGAUUUGCAGUUCCCUAAAGACUGCUCGUCGAAUAGAACAGAGAAUAUUGGCCAUGACAUAGAACUCGUCGAGGUGUCAGUCGUGAAGGACGAAAUCCUUACUUCAGAUCCAAUCUGUUGCGCGUGCAAAACCAAUCUGAGAGAGCCUUAUGUGAGGUGUGCGGCCUGCGUCAAUGUGGAGUUGUGUCCUUCAUGUUUCUCCAAGGGAUGGGAAAUGGGUGAACACAGGAACUAUCACGAUUACGUUAUCGCCAAGAAUGAAUUCGAACUGGUAGAUGGUAGCGGUUGGACAGCGAAGCAAGAGUUGGAAUUAUUAAAUGUUGUUCAAGAAUGCGGCUUUGGUAAUUGGGUUGACGUGUCCAAAAGAAUAGACGGCAAGUCUACGGAGGAAUGUAAGGCGCAUUACUUGGAGAACUACGUAGAUAAUCAGACCCUGCCCGGAUUACCAAAGAUUAAUGAAACUAGAGGCAGUUUAUUUGCUUCCGAGCCUAUACCGUAUUAUUACAAAUUGCACGAUUUGGAGGAACCACCUAGAUUUGCCACGGAUACCCUCAAUUGUAGAAUGUUAGCCGGAUAUAAUGCCGCGAGGUCCGACUUUGAAGUGAACUUUGAUAAUCACGCGGAACUACUCGUAUCCGAUUUAAAUUACGAUCAAUUUGAUUCGGACGAUUCGGACUACGAAUUGGGAAGGUCUUUGCAAGUAGCUAUCGUUGAGGCUUACAACAAUAGAUUGAAGGAACGUAAGAGACGAAGGAAGAUCAUACGAGAUCACGGAUUAAUAGCGAUAAGGAGAACGAUAUCUUGGUUGCAGAGGUACGAAUGUACGAUAACGCGUACUCUUGCAGAGAGGCUGUUAAUUUUCAUGCAACUCAUGGGGGGAAUGGAUUUCGAUUAUCUUAUGGAAGGGCUUCAUCGCGUUGGCGAACUUAAAAAUUAUAUCAAUAAACUCGUCGACUUUCGUAUCAACGGUAUAAGAUGUUUUCAUAGUGUUUCGAUAUUUCAAAAAUUAUCGAAACUACGCCAGGAGAAUGAGAGAGAUAGAAAGCAAUAUUUAAAUAAUCCAGAAUAUAGUUGGAAGAGCGUAUUACCGGAUAACGUUGCGAAUUCUAAUAUAUCGAUGGGACAUAAUAUACCGCAGAGAAGAGCGGCCCCGCCUCUCGCAAUUAACGGCCUGCCAGGCUAUGAAAGGCUUACCAGCGAUGAAAAGCUAUUGUGUUCCGUGACAAGGGUGGUACCGGCGAGCUAUUUGGAUUACAAACAUAUAUUAAUUACGGAAAAUAAAAAAUGUGGUUCUCUGCGUUUGGCACAAGCUCGCGUUCUUCUUAAAAUCGAUGUUAAUAAAACGCGUAAGAUAUAUGAUUUCUUGGCGGACGAAGGAUAUAUAAAUAAACCAAAUUAAUGAUUUCUAAUGGCACGAUAACGUGUAUCGGACGAUACUAAAUACGCAAUUCGAGAACGCGGAAACGCUGUUAAUAUCCGAAGUAUACAUGCUGCUGGAACAUAGGAAAGCUCAAAACGAGUCCGCGGAAGAGGAACAAGAAUUUUCGGAAGUCUUUAUGAAGAGUUUAACGUAUACUAAUCGAUUUGG
Molecule: messenger RNA, 1759 nt
Organism: Vespa crabro (European hornet)
Lineage: Eukaryota; Metazoa; Arthropoda; Insecta; Hymenoptera; Vespidae
Gene: Ada2a
Product: DNA-directed RNA polymerase II subunit Rpb4-like
Exons: 3
Coding region: 128-1570 (480 amino acids)
Biological process (GO): nuclear-transcribed mRNA catabolic process, deadenylation-dependent decay; positive regulation of translational initiation; mRNA export from nucleus in response to heat stress
Cellular component (GO): nucleus; SAGA-type complex; P-body
Molecular function (GO): zinc ion binding; translation initiation factor binding; nucleotide binding
Source: RefSeq, a predicted model, not a curated record